Molecule: messenger RNA, 939 nt
Organism: Carassius gibelio (silver crucian carp)
Lineage: Eukaryota; Metazoa; Chordata; Actinopteri; Cypriniformes; Cyprinidae
Product: olfactory receptor 2K2-like
Exons: 1
Coding region: 1-939 (312 amino acids)
Biological process (GO): G protein-coupled receptor signaling pathway
Cellular component (GO): membrane
Molecular function (GO): olfactory receptor activity; G protein-coupled receptor activity
Source: RefSeq, a predicted model, not a curated record
AUGGACAACAUCUCCUCCUUCUCCUCUUUCUCUCUCGUAGCUCUGAAUGGAACCAGCAGGUCCAACAGGAUGACUGCAUUCUCUUUUGCCUUGCCAGGCUAUUUAGUGACCAUUUUUGUGAACUCAGCUUUGAUUUGCAUAAUUGUUCUGGAGAAAGUUCUCCACAAGCCUAUGUAUAUUUUUUUGUGCAAUUUAAGUAUAAAUGGAUUAUACGGAGCUACAGGAUUUUAUCCACCUCUGCUGUAUUAUUUACUAAAUGAAUCCAACCUAAUCUCUUUGAAAGAAUGUGCCAUCCAAAGCUUUGCCAUUUUCACCUAUGCAAUAGGUGAGUUUACUAAUUUGUGCAUAAUGGCAUUUGAUAGAUACUUAGCAAUCUGCAGACCUCUGUACUACCAUACUGUCAUGACCACAAUCACUAUUUGGAGGCUGCUGACUUUCAUUUGGAUGUUUCCCUGCUGCACUGCAAUACUGAUAAUACUGAUGACGCUCAGGUUUCCCAUUUGCAUGAAUCAGAUAAACAAACUGUACUGUGAAAACUGGGUCUUGGAGAGACUUGCCUGCAGGGUGGACACCAUUCAGUUUGUGGUUAAUGGAAUAUUCACAUGUGCUAUUAAUGCUUUGGUAUGGUUUGUGUUUUUGUCUUAUGUAAAAAUACUGAUUGCUUGUAAGCACUCUGCUCAAAGCCACAAGAAGUUUGUAACCACAUGUCUGCCACAUUUGAUAGCCUUUUUGAAUUAUGUGGUCUGGUCUCUUUUUAAUACACUAUAUGAGCUGUUUGGAACUGGCAGUCUACCUCAGAGUUUUAAAAACUUCUUGUCGGUUUCAUUUUUGAUCAUUCCACCUCUGGUUAAUCCUAUAAUAUAUGGAAUUAUACUAACACCUAUUAGGACUAAAGCAAAAAAAAUAUUCCAAAGUUUAAGAUCAAAUCAUACAGAUUGA